AUGGCUAAAGUUAAGUUGUUCUUGAUGUUGUUCCUAGCUACAUUGGUGUCAACAGUGGCAACCAUGGAGGAGGAUGAGAAAGAGUGUGCAGACCAGUUGCAGAACCUGGCUUCAUGCAUACCAUACGUGAGCGGCAUUGCACCGAAAGCCGACACCACACUUUCUCCAGACUCUCCUGAUGCCAAGAUUUUCAAAGAAGCUGGUGAUGAUGCAUCCACAAACACAAACACAACAUCUUCUGGCACUACUAGUAGUUCAUCUGGUUCUAAGGUGGCUCCUGCUGAUAAUGAAGCAAGAUUGGAAAGCUCUGUUGGACUUGUUUGCCUGGUGAUUUCCACCAUUUGCAUGAUGUUCAUGUGA
Molecule: messenger RNA, 360 nt
Organism: Dioscorea cayenensis subsp. rotundata (Guinea yam)
Lineage: Eukaryota; Viridiplantae; Streptophyta; Magnoliopsida; Dioscoreales; Dioscoreaceae
Exons: 2
Coding region: 1-360 (119 amino acids)
Source: RefSeq, a predicted model, not a curated record